UCCGCCGAGACGCCCGAUGGAUGCGAUGCCACUGCACUUUGAUUUGCCGCAGGAAGAGGAGUGCGCAACCUUGGCCCUCUCGUCCGGCGCCAGCUACUGGGUCUCCUUUUCUGUUUUCAUCAAGACGCUCACGCUGCGGUCGCAGCUGCAGCAACCAAACAACCGUCGCCGCCUCUUGCUCAAGUCGCCGAUUCACACGGUGCGCGUGCCAUUGCUUCGCAAGCUCGUUCCGAAAGCGACGUUCAUCUACCUCCACCGCCAAGUCAACGAGUACCUUUUCUGGCAAUUCGAGCGCAUGUACGACACAUACUACGCCGCGAGCCGUGACCCGAGUACCGGCGCGCUGGCCAAGGACAUUCUCGAAGUGGCCUACGCCGGCUUGGCGACUUCGACUGUCCAUUCGCUCAAGCAAAUCUACGCGCAGGCCGGUAUUACCUGGACCGACAAGGUUGAAGCCAAGUUUGAGGCCCAAGUCGCAGUCUUGGCUGGCUACAAGGUCAAUGACUUUGUGGAGCUGGCGCCGCGACUCCGUCAAGUGAUCCAGGCGCGGGCGGCUGGCUAUUUCAAGACGUUCAUGUAUAAACACCCAAUCUACUAUAUUCCUAUACCAGUGUUCUGUGUCGACAACCUGUCCUUUUUGAACCCACCACGCAAAGAGUGCCCACUUGAAAAGGGCUAG
Messenger RNA from Saprolegnia diclina VS20, 679 nucleotides. RefSeq lists its product as hypothetical. The record is from RefSeq and is a predicted model, not a curated record. Lineage: Eukaryota; Oomycota; Saprolegniomycetes; Saprolegniales; Saprolegniaceae. The transcript has 3 exons. Bases 17 to 679 code for a protein of 220 amino acids.